UCCUCAUCUAUUCAACAUCAUCAAAUAAAAAACCCAUAAAGAAAAAUGGAAACCCAGAUCCAUAACGGCGGCUUACCGCAUCCGAGCACCGCCCCUUCCUUUGUGUUGCCCAGCUCCCCCAGCUCCUCUCUCGGCCGCCAUAUCGCUCGGCGCCUCGUUCAGAUUGGGGUGAGUGACGUCUUCUCUGUUCCCGGUGACUUCAAUCUGACGCUGCUCGACCACCUGAUCGCAGAGCCCGGGCUGAACCUGAUAGGCUGCUGCAACGAGCUUAACGCAGGGUACGCUGCAGAUGGCUAUGCCCGUGCACGUGGCGUCGGUGCCUGUGUUGUUACCUUCACGGUCGGUGGGCUUAGCAUUCUCAAUGCAAUUGCGGGUGCUUACAGUGAGAACCUCCCUGUUAUUUGCAUCGUCGGUGGACCCAAUUCCAAUGACUAUGGAACCAACCGGAUUCUCCAUCAUACCAUCGGAUUGCCUGAUUUCAGCCAGGAGUUUCGAUCCUUUCAGACGGUCACUUGUGCUCAGGCAGUGGUGAACAACUUGGACGAUGCGCAUGAGCUGAUCGAUACUGCAAUUUCAACUGCUUUGAAGGAAUGCAAGCCUGUUUAUAUCAGCAUUAGCUGCAACUUGCCCGGAAUUCCUCAUCCGACUUUCGCUAGAGAGCCCGUGCCUUUCUCCCUUCCUCCGAGGGUGAGCAAUCACAUGGGAUUAGAGGCAGCUGUGGAGGCAACAGCUGAUUUUCUGAAUAAGGCUGUAAAGCCUGUGAUUGUGGGUGGGCCUAGACUAAGGUUUGCGAAGGCGCAAGACGCAUUUGUAGAGCUGGCAAAUGCAUGUGGUUAUCCAAUAGCGAUUAUGCCAUCAGGAAAGGGAUUGGUCCCAGAACAACACCCACAAUUCAUUGGGACGUACUGGGGUGCCGUCAGUUCCAAUUUUUGUGGGGAGAUAGUGGAGUCUGCAGAUGCCUAUAUGUUUGUUGGCCCCAUCUUUAAUGACUACAGUUCAGUGGGCUAUUCCUUGCUGAUCAAGAAGGAAAAAUCGGUGAUUGUGCAGCCUAAUCGUAUCACAAUUGGUAAUGGACCUUCCUUAGGUUGGGUUUUCAUGGCCGACUUCUUGAAAGCAUUGGCCCCAAGGCUGAAGAAGAACAGCACAGCGCUGGAGAAUUAUCGUAGGAUCUAUGUCCCUCAUGGCAUCCCUGUCAAGCGUGAGCAAGGUGAACCUCUGAGAGUUAACAUCCUCUUCAAGCACAUUCAGAAUAUGCUGGGGGGAGACACUGCAGUUAUUGCAGAGACAGGAGACUCAUGGUUCAACUGCCAGAAGCUCCGUCUGCCAGAAAAUUGUGGUUACGAAUUCCAGAUGCAGUAUGGAUCAAUUGGAUGGUCAGUAGGUGCCACUCUUGGGUAUGCUCAGGCUGCUAAUGAUAAGCGUGUGAUUGCUUGCAUUGGUGAUGGAAGUUUCCAGGUGACAGCACAAGAUGUUUCAACAAUGUUAAGAUGUGGUCAAAGGAGCAUUAUAUUUCUCAUCAACAAUGGAGGAUACACAAUUGAAGUAGAGAUACAUGAUGGCCCAUACAACGUAAUAAAGAACUGGGACUACACCAAGCUUGUUGAUGCCAUUCACAAUGGUGAAGGAAAAUGUUGGACGGCCAAGGUCCGGACGGAGGAUGAACUAACAGAGGCUAUUGCAACUGCCACAGGAGACCAAAAGGAUUCAUUGUGUUUCAUUGAGGUUUUUGCGCACAAGGAUGACACUAGCAAGGAGCUGUUAGAGUGGGGAUCUCGUGUUUCUGCUGCAAACAGCCGCCCUCCUAAUCCUCAGUAAAACUUGAAGAUCUGAUUUGGGUCUGAGGAAGAUGUAUUUUGCAUCAUUUGCCAUUCUCUAUUUAAAAAAGUUCUAUAAAUCGUGACUUGUGUAAUUAGAAUGAGAAAUAGGAUGGUGACACAAUAACAGUGCUUGUUUGAUGCAUCAAGGUGACCUAUUAGUCAACCAAAAAAUGCAAAAAAUAUAUGUACAUUUUGUCUGUAGGUUGAGAUGGAGUCCCCCAAUAACUUGCAACAGGGCCAUCCCUAUCACAGAAGUCCAAGCAUUGUAAUAUUUUGUUUU
Telopea speciosissima is the source of this 2097-nucleotide messenger RNA. RefSeq names its product pyruvate decarboxylase 1. The coding region runs from base 46 to 1815 and encodes 589 amino acids. The transcript has 8 exons. The record is from RefSeq and is a predicted model, not a curated record. Gene Ontology annotation, molecular function: carboxy-lyase activity; magnesium ion binding; thiamine pyrophosphate binding. Lineage: Eukaryota; Viridiplantae; Streptophyta; Magnoliopsida; Proteales; Proteaceae.